Molecule: messenger RNA, 1907 nt
Organism: Athene cunicularia (burrowing owl)
Lineage: Eukaryota; Metazoa; Chordata; Aves; Strigiformes; Strigidae
Gene: ARL6
Product: ADP ribosylation factor like GTPase 6
Exons: 9
Coding region: 514-1101 (195 amino acids)
Biological process (GO): vesicle-mediated transport; cilium assembly; protein localization to cilium
Cellular component (GO): axoneme; cytoplasm
Molecular function (GO): GTP binding; GTPase activity
Source: RefSeq, a predicted model, not a curated record
CGGGACCUCCGCGGGCCGUCCGCUCCGAUCGCCCCCUCAGAAGCGCGUCGGGGCUGGCGCUCUCUGCGCUGAUGCUUCAGGCUCAGCGUGCUGGGAACCGGCGUCGCGGGCAGCGAUGCUUUCCCUGGCCGCCGGUGGGGGAACGGGGACCGGGCCGGGGGGGCUACUCGCUGGCCCCACUCCCCUCCGAGUGCCUUACGUGACGGCUUCGUCCUCGGGAGCUCCGCUGCCCGGUUAGUCACAACAAGCGUUAAGCACUGGUGCCUCAGGCCUACAGUUCUUGACAAAGGCCUGUGGAGUUUGACAAGUUCCUGGACCAAAUUCCUAUCUUAAAUAAUUUCAGGACGUGUCUAACAUACGCUGUAUAGCAUUGUAGGCUCAAUAUCAGAUGGCACUAUAUGGGAACCUGAGCCAGCUGUAACUGCUGUAACUCUUCACAGCUGAGAAAAAGAACAGGAGAAAAGGAGCAGGGCAAGAAGUCAAGGGUGAUCCCUGUGUAUUUGAGCCGGAAUUAUGGGAUUGUUUGACAAGCUGGCAGGAUGGCUUGGGCUGAAGAAAAAGGAGGUUCACGUUUUGUGCCUUGGCUUGGACAAUAGUGGCAAAACAACAAUCAUAAAUAAACUUAAACCUUCAAAUGCUCAAACUCAGGACAUUGUCCCAACAAUAGGAUUCAGUAUAGAGAAGUUCAAGACCUCCAGGUACUUGUCUUUCACAGUGUUUGAUAUGUCAGGUCAAGGGAGAUACAGAAACCUCUGGGAACAUUACUACAAAGAAGGCCAAGCCAUUAUUUUUGUCAUUGAUAGCAGUGACAAAUUAAGAAUGGUUGUGGCCAAAGAAGAACUUGACACCCUUCUGAAUCAUCCAGAUAUUAAGCACCGUCGACUGCCUAUUCUCUUCUUUGCUAACAAGAUGGACCUCAGGGAUGCAAUAUCAUCUGUGAAAGUAUCUCAGUUACUGUCAUUAGAAAACAUUAAAGACAAGCCCUGGCAUAUCUGUGCCAGUGAUGCUCUUAAAGGAGAAGGAUUACAAGAAGGUGUAGAUUGGCUCCAAGAUCAAAUUACAGAAUCAAAUCCAAGCAGUGAAGACGUGAGAGACAGAUAAAAGAUGUAUGGCAUUCUUUUAUAAACUUGGUCAGUAGGUGUACAAGUUCCUUGGAAAGGAAGAAUGAUAUAAAGAAAAUGAACCAUUCAGCUAAAAUAUACUGUGUUGACUUGUUUUCUUUUAGUAUCUCUUCCAGGAAAACUGAAUGUAGGCAACAUAGCACCUCAGGUAUACACAUUGAUGAAUUAAAUUGAAUCUUGUGACUGGAGACCACAUUUAAAAAAAAAAAAAUUGUGUUACCAAUAAACAUCUGCAUUCAUAUGAGUUUUAGGUGAUGAUUAGCCAUCGGGAAAUGCCCUCUUUUUGGGGGGGGACACCUUUUGACCAAAUGGAAAUAUUUAUUUUCCUGAGCAAGAAUAAUCACUUCCUGAAAUACAGCUGCAUGAGAUACCUAAAACGUUGUAGGUAUUUCUGCAAUUUUUUUAUUGUAAAGUUUGAUGCUGGGUUUUUAGUAACCAUCUACAAUAGGCUUCUAGGGGGAUAUUUUGACUUAAGACACAAGUAUUCAAAUGCUGUGUAUUUGUUAUAGAAGGUUGCAGAUGUUUUUAAGGAACUGCUUUUAAUGAAAUGUUAUGAAUUGGUUUUGUGAUGUGCCAUGGUUAUAUUUGCAUUCCCAUCAAUAAAACUUCAGAUAUAAAACAUGCCAUAGUUUGUUUUUUCUAACUUAAAUAUGUUCAUUGAUAGUCUUAACAUCUUGGAAAUUUUUGGUUUUCUGUUCAUUUUAUUUGUAAUUUGCCCAUUUUCCAAUUGAAAUAGCACUGUAUGCUGUAAUAAAACGGUAUCACUUUUGCAAAGCUUUUUUUUUU